This is a messenger RNA of Fonsecaea nubica, 1431 nucleotides long. RefSeq lists its product as hypothetical. NCBI's taxonomy places the organism in Eukaryota, Fungi, Ascomycota, Eurotiomycetes, Chaetothyriales, Herpotrichiellaceae. Gene Ontology annotation, cellular component: mitochondrion. Gene Ontology annotation, molecular function: pyridoxal phosphate binding; transaminase activity. The record is from RefSeq and is a predicted model, not a curated record. The transcript has a single exon. The coding region runs from base 1 to 1431 and encodes 476 amino acids.
AUGGGCUACGACAACGAUGCCUUCUUUGCCCGAGCGGACAAGUAUAUCCUGAAUACCGUCGCACCAUGGGCACCGACGGUCAUCACACGGACCAAAGGUAUCUUUAUCUAUGACGCCGAUGGCAAGGAGAUCAUCGACUUCACCUCUGGCCAGAUGAGCGCGAGCUUAGGCCAUUGCCACCCAGAGAUUGCGCAGGUGGUGAGUAAGAGUAUCACGGAGCUCGACCACCUCAACAGCACGAUCCUGUCGCCGCCCGUGGUCGACCUCGCCGAGGAGAUAGCUCAGUUACUCCCGGCGCCGCUGGAAAAGACCUUCUUCAUCUCGACAGGCUCGGAGUCGGUCGAGGCCGCUAUCAACCUCGCCAAGGCAGCCACCGGCAAGUUCGAGAUCGUGGCCUUCUCUGCGAGCUAUCACGGCGUCACCGGUGGCGUCUCCGCGGCUACAUACAGCGUCGGGCGCAAGCAUGGCAAACCCGUCGUUCCGGGCCACCUCGCAUUUCCCGCACCCAACGCCUAUAGAUCUGUGUUCCGCACGCCCGACGGGAGUUACGACUGGGAGACCGAGAUGGACUAUGCAUGGGGCCUGAUCGACGCGGCGUCGGUGGGCUCCCUGGCCGGGUUCGUCAUCGAGCCGAUUCUCUCGUGCGGCGGCAUCCUGGAGCCGCCCCUAGGGUACUUCAAGCGACUCUACGCUGAGUGUCACAAGCGCGGAAUGCUCCUCAUCGACGACGAGGCGCAGACCGGCGUGGGCCGCACGGGGGACAUGUUCGCGUUCGAGCGCGACGGCUUUGUCCCAGAUAUCUUAGCCCUGUCGAAGUCGCUAGGCUGCGGCAUCGCGCUGUCGUCGGUGAGCACGAGCGCCGAGAUCGCGAAAAAGGCUCUAGACAAAGGAUUCUACUUUGGGACCACGCACGUCAACGACCCGCUCCCCUGUGCGGUCGGCUGCAAGGUCCUCGAGGUCGUCAAGCGAGACGGUCUGGUUCAAAAGGCCAAGGAGCGUGGCCUCCAAUUGACUCGGGGGCUCCUCCAGCUCAAGGAGAAGCACUGGUGCGUGGGCGAUGUCCGUGGCCGCGGCUUGCUCCAGGGCAUCGAAAUCAUCGGCGACCCUGUGACCAAAGUCCAGAGUAGCGAGCUGGGCGCCAUGAUAGCAGCCAGGGGCCUGGAGCUGGGCAUUUCCUGCCAGAUCCUCGCUGUCCCGGGGGCGUUUGGCGUCUUCAGGAUCGCGCCGCCGCUGAUCGUCUCGGCCGAGGAGAUUGACCGGGCCUUGUCCAUCUUGGACCAGUCCAUGGCAUUUGCUCUCUCCCAGGAGCCGUAUCGAAACGUCGUUGUCAAGGAGCGCGCAGUCAACGGCACCGCAGUCAGUGAGAGCGCUGUCAAGGGCCCUACGGUCAACAUUACUGCGGUCAAUGGCGCUGGCAUCAAAGCUCACUAG